AUGACCCUCCUCACAACCAUUACCCGCUUCCUCGCCCUCUCCACCGGAGAAUCCGUCUUCUACCGCGAAGCCGGCGCACCAACCUCCCCAACCAUUGUGCUCCUUCACGGCUUUCCCUCUUCCUCCCACCAAUUCCGCAACCUCAUCCCCCUCCUCGCUCCCAAAUACCGCGUCAUCGCCCCCGACUUUCCCGGCUUCGGCUUCACAAACGUCUCCUCCACCUACACCUACACCUUCGACAACCUCGCCUCCACAGUCGCCACCUUCCUCUCCGAGAUCCACGACGCCCCCCAAAAGUACACCAUCUACAUCUUCGACUACGGCGCCCCCGUCGGCCUGCGUCUCGCCCUCAAGCACCCCAACCACAUAUCCGCCAUCAUCGCACAAAACGGAAACGCCUACGAAGAAGGUCUAUCCCCCUUCUGGGACCCCAUCCGCACCCUCUGGGCAACUAACAACUCCGUCCCCGCCCGCAACGCACUCCUCCCCUUCCUUCAGACCGGCACGAAAGGACAGUACGUAGACGGCGAGCCUGAUCCUUCUGCCAUCGAUCCCGCCUCCUGGACGCUCGAUCAAGCUCUCCUGCAACGCGAGGGGAACUUCGCCAUCCAGCUCGACCUCUUCUACGACUACCGCACCAAUCUGGAACUGUAUCCCAAAGUGCAGGCAUGGUUUAGAGAGAGCCAGGUCCCGCUGCUGACCGCGUGGGGGAAGAACGAUGUCAUUUUUCCUGCGGCGGGCGCGGAGGCGUAUAAGAAGGAUUUGCCGGCUGCGGAGAUCAAUUUGUUGGAUGCGGGGCAUUUUGCGGUUGAGAGUCAUGCUGGGGCCAUUGCAGGGCUUGUUCUGGACUUCUUCAAUAGGAAGGGGGUGUGA
Molecule: messenger RNA, 873 nt
Organism: Didymosphaeria variabile
Lineage: Eukaryota; Fungi; Ascomycota; Dothideomycetes; Pleosporales; Didymosphaeriaceae
Exons: 1
Coding region: 1-873 (290 amino acids)
Molecular function (GO): epoxide hydrolase activity
Source: RefSeq, a predicted model, not a curated record